GGGUAGAAAGGAAACUGUGUAUGAAUGUAUAUGCUGCUAUAUAGAACACAGGCAAUGAAAAUGAGGCUGUAAAGAUUAAAGGUUGAUUAUGGCUAGUUGGGGUACUAAAUUUGCUAUGCAUAUAGAUUUUAUUUUGUUUUGAGUGAAAAUAAUUGGGUGAGAGUGGAUGGAAUUCUGGAUGGCUACUAAAUUUGUCAGGUGGAUGUAGCCAUGUUAUUCUUAGUGCUUCAUAUUUCAUCUUUCAAAUCAUACAUUAAUAAAGGUUUCUUUUCUCUUGUUCAAGGCUUCAGGAAAUUAGAGUACUCCUAGGUUGGUCUAGACUUUUAGCUUCAGAUUAGAUGUCUAAGUACUAAAGUAUGCCAACAGAACCAGUUUAGUCAUUGGUAGAAUUAUUGUGCUGGUGGUUGUUUUUGAUUUAGAAUGAGGCUAAGAAUAUGAAAUGUUGAUAAAACUGGCCACUUAUAGUUGGUUGAGUAGUUUCCAUCAGCGUUUGGGGAUGCAAGAUCAGAGGAUGGUGCUACCUGAGGAAACUUUAGUUCCAAAGUCACGGAAAAAGAAAGCCUCUGCACAAAAGACUUCCAUUUCGCAAAAUCAAGGGGACACUUUGAGCAGGAUGCAAGACACGCACUUAACAUCUAUUCAAGUAGGGAAGAAGGCUUCCAAAAGAGGUCAGGCAGUGGAUGCUUCUACUUCAGGAGAUGACUAUCGGGCAUUGAGAAGAAAAUACUUGCUGCUAGAAGAGGAAAGCUUCACACUUGGAAAAGAGUUAAUGGAAGUUGAAGAUGACAUCAAGGCUCUCGAAGAGGAGAAGUUGGGACUUCUGGAUGAGCUUGUUGUGUUGGAAGGUCUAGUUGACCCUUCGCAGAUUCAGUCCCAUGGCCAACAAUUACAAUAAAGAGGUUUUCACUACCCAUUUCGCUAGUAUACUGCUUUACACUAGUUAAAUGUUAGAUUUUGAUAAGUAUAUCCAUUGUUUUACAUGUAUUAUAAUACUUCUAAAGUUGGUUUGUGUGACAAAUGAGUGAGGCUGAAUCCAGUAUUGUCUCCAUUUGCAACUUUCUUUUCUACCUAGCCCUCUAGUGAAGCAGUGUGAGUACUUAUAUUUUAUCAUUUUGUUAUAAAAACUAAAACUUAAUACAUCUCCAGCUUUGACUUGACUUUA
Messenger RNA from Ipomoea triloba (trilobed morning glory), 1162 nucleotides. RefSeq lists its product as uncharacterized. The record is from RefSeq and is a predicted model, not a curated record. Lineage: Eukaryota; Viridiplantae; Streptophyta; Magnoliopsida; Solanales; Convolvulaceae. The coding region runs from base 440 to 895 and encodes 151 amino acids. The transcript is spliced from 2 exons.